AUGCUACACGACGAGGAAGAUCCACUCUCGAGUUCUAUUUUCAACAUUGGCAACGCGUCGUCUUCCUUCUUUGGAACUUCGUCCAAUGCUACCAAUGGGUUAACAACAUCGUUCUUUUCUCCACACUAUGACGACGAUCCUUGGAGUACUGUUGUCGACGAUAGUCGUCCUAUUCAACAACCAUUUCAGCCACCACCACCACCUCCACCACCCUCCAUGUCAACCACGCCAGCAGUAAUAGCUUCAGUGGAUAAUCAUGAUACGUUAUUUGAACCAUCCUUGACAACUGUAUUAAAUGGCAUCACAUUACCCGACAUCUACGAUACUGCUUUUGCACAGCUGCAGGUCUCGGGAAGAGUUUCCAGUUUUGCGUUACGUGAUUGCUUGGAACGCAGCGGUGGAUUAUCAGGUAGCGAUACCGACAAGAUACUUCGGAUUGUUCUUCCGGAUGGUGGAAGCUAUGUCGAUAAAACAGAAUUCAAUGUUGCAUUGGCUUUACUUGCUUGUGGACAACAACGAAUGGGUAUAUCGUUGAAUACACUUCAACGUCAUCGUUAUGCCUUACCAGAACCGAUAUUGGAAUCACCGACCCCAUCCACUUUUCAGCAACAGCAACAACAACAACAGCAACAACAGCAACGACCACCAUCCAUUCGCACCACCGAUCCACUCAAGCAACAACAACAUGAAAUUGCAUCACCGUUAAAUGGCAACGAGAGUCCAAAGAUUAAUGGGGUUUAUCCAGGGAUGGACAAGUCUUCUGAGCACAGCACUCCUCGUGUACGAUCACCCGAGUUGAAGCAUCAUCAUAGCAACGGCAGCCAUAAGGCACUUGAUACUCGAAAGUGGUUCCAUCAAGUAGAGGAAAUCAAGGUUACAAUUGCACCAGAGCGUGAAGGAUUUAUAUUCAAACAUGUCAACUAUAUCAUCGAGAGCCAAAAGCGAUCAUCCAUUGUGCUACGACGUUUCAGUGACUUUUGGUGGUUAAUGGAAGUUCUCGGGCGACGUUAUCCGUUUCGUAUUUUACCCAAUCUACCACCUAAGAAAGUGGGAGGAAGAGAUUCGGCCUUCCUUGAGAAACGACGCAAAGGGUUAUCUCGAUUUAUUAAUGCUGUGGUGCGACAUCCUGUACUCAGGAACGAUGAUGUGGUGAUCAAGUUUCUAACCGAGCCAUCGGAAUUGGCAGCGUGGCGUAAGCAAAAUCCACCUUCAAUCGAGGAAGAAUACCGACGCACUGAACAUGACAUGAAUGAGUUGAAAAGCAUGAUACCCAAUGACCUUGAUGAUCAACUCAGAAAAACACGGCAACGAAUUGGAUCGGCCAUUGAUCAUUAUGUCAACCUUUGCUUUAUCAUGGAACGUAUCAUUCGGAGAAUGCAUGGGCAGGCCACGGAUUAUGUCCGAUACAGCAUCGCAUUAAAUGCUCUCGCCGAAACGGAGCAUCGAUACCACGCAUCCGAUUGCACCGAAUGUCAGCAAGUCAUCCAAGGAUAUGAAAAUGUCGCAAAACACAUGCAACGUGAGAGCACAAUUUUGGAAAACCAGGUUAAUGCAGCCGCAGAUGGCGUUUUGGAGAACUUGAAGAACUUUCGGGACUUGCUUGUUGCAUAUAGAGAACUCGAUGAACGAAGGGAAAAGUUGGCAGCUACACAAAUCGAUUCCUUGACAAAACGAAUAUCUGCAAAUCGUGCCAAAGUGAAUCAAAAUAAAGGUGUCCCUGGUUUAGAGGCUGAGGUGGCAAAGUUAGAAGAGUCGAUCAGGACGGAUGAACGAGAGCUUCAUGAUCAAAAAUGUCGACAAAUCUUUAUACAAUUUUGUAUGUGGUCAGAGGUUAUAUACUUGCACAAGCAACAAGCAUUCGUAUCAUCGUUGUAUCGAAAUUACGUCAAGGGAACAAGCCAGUAUUCAAGGCAACAAGCUGAUAAUUGGAGUACUUUGGAAGAACUUGUUAUGCAGAUGCCAGUAGAUCCUCCUCUAUUUAACUAG
Molecule: messenger RNA, 1986 nt
Organism: Lichtheimia ornata
Lineage: Eukaryota; Fungi; Mucoromycota; Mucoromycetes; Mucorales; Lichtheimiaceae
Exons: 11
Coding region: 1-1986 (661 amino acids)
Biological process (GO): retrograde transport, endosome to Golgi; protein targeting to vacuole
Cellular component (GO): endosome
Molecular function (GO): phosphatidylinositol-3-phosphate binding
Source: RefSeq, a predicted model, not a curated record